CCGCCACCUGCGAGUCCUAUAAAACCGACCCACCUCGGCACCUGUCACCACAUCUUACCAUCUCGAAACCUUAUUGAAUGGUUCAACCCUUUUCUUCUCUCUCUCUCUUCACUGUUAUAUCAUCACUUUCUCUUCUUUUUUGCCAUUCAAGUUUCUGAGAAAAAAUGGCGACGAAUGGAGGAGAAUUCAGCUUUGCUUCGUCGAGUCCAAAAGCGAAAGGGAAGAAUGGGCUGGCGAAGAUACAGACACAGAUGAAGAAGACACACGAGGACGAGAUCUGCCACGAUGACAGCGCUCCCCCAGUGAAGGCGAAGACGAUUGAUGAGUUGCAUUCCCUUCAGAGGAAGAGAUCUGCUCCCACCACCCCCAUCAAAGGUACUCAGGGCGCCUUUGCCUCCGCCAUGUCCGAAGAAGACCGCCACAAGCAACAACUCCAGUCCAUCAGUGCUUCAUUGGCGUCACUGACGAGAGAGACAGGGCCAAAGGUGGUGAAAGGAGACCCAGCUAGAAACGCGGAGACGCCGAAGGUGGCCCACCACCACCAACAGCACCUUCACGCUCCAACGAUCAGCACCAGUGACAGUUCCCUCAAGUUCACCCACAUCCUCUACAACCUUUCUCCUGCUGAAUUGUACGAGCAAGCCAUAAAAUACGAGAAAGGAUCAUUCAUAACGUCGAGUGGCGCUCUAGCCACCCUAUCCGGUGCAAAGACGGGUCGCUCACCCAGAGACAAGCGCGUCGUCAAGGACGAAACUACUGCCGAUGAGCUUUGGUGGGGAAAGGGCUCACCCAACAUUGAAAUGGACGAGCACACUUUCUUGGUCAACAGAGAAAGAGCUGUUGAUUACUUGUGCUCCUUGGACAAGGUGUUCGUGAACGAUCAGUUUCUGAAUUGGGACCCGGAUCACCAGAUUAAAGUUCGAAUUGUAUCCGCCAGAGCUUACCAUUCCUUGUUCAUGCACAACAUGUGUAUCCGACCCACUGCUGAAGAGCUGGAGAAUUUUGGUACUCCGGACUUCACAAUAUACAAUGCAGGGCAAUUCCCAUGUAACCGUUACACUCACUACAUGACUUCCUCAACUAGCAUAGACAUCAAUCUUGCUAGGAGAGAAAUGGUCAUCCUCGGCACUCAAUAUGCUGGGGAAAUGAAGAAAGGCUUGUUCAGCCUUAUGCACUAUCUCAUGCCUAAGCGUCAAAUCCUAUCCCUCCACUCUGGUUGCAAUAUGGGCAAGGAUGGAGACGUUGCCCUCUUCUUUGGCUUGUCAGGUACCGGAAAGACUACGUUGUCUACGGAUCAUAAUAGGUAUUUGAUUGGAGAUGAUGAACAUUGUUGGAGUGAGAAUGGUGUGUCUAACAUUGAGGGUGGUUGCUAUGCAAAGUGUGUUGAUUUGUCUGGGGAGAAAGAGCCUGAUAUUUGGAAUGCCAUCAAGUUUGGGGCUGUUCUUGAAAAUGUGGUGUUUGAUGAACAUACUCGAGAUGUGGAUUAUUCUGAUAAAUCUGUCACAGAAAAUACUCGGGCGGCAUAUCCUAUAGAGUACAUCCCCAACGCUAAGAUCCCGUGUGUUGGACCUCAUCCGAAGAAUGUCAUCCUUCUGGCUUGUGACGCAUUUGGUGUUCUUCCACCUGUGAGCAAGCUGAGCUUGGCCCAGACCAUGUACCACUUCAUCAGCGGAUACACUGCUCUCGUAGCAGGAACAGAGGAUGGCAUAAAAGAGCCAACGGCGACAUUCUCGGCCUGCUUUGGUGCAGCAUUUAUAAUGCUUCAUCCCACAAAGUACGCAGCCAUGCUGGCUGAGAAAAUGCAAAGGCAUGGGGCUACCGGAUGGCUUGUUAACACUGGUUGGUCAGGCGGAAGCUAUGGAUCAGGCAACCGAAUCAAGCUAACUUACACCCGAAAAAUCAUUGAUGCGAUACACUCGGGGACUCUUUUGAAUGCAAACUACGUUAAGACUGAGGUGUUUGGGCUCGAGAUCCCAACCAAAAUUGAGGGUGUGCCAUCAGAAAUUCUUGAUCCAGUGAACACAGUAAGUAUUUUUUUUUUUCUCUCUCUCUUUACAUUAUCACACUGUUGUUCCAAGCGAUAUCCAAACUCAAAACAAUCUGUGUUGGAAUUGCAGUGGUCAGACAAGAAUAAAUACAAGGAGACACUGUUGAAGUUGGGAGGUCUGUUCAAGAAGAACUUUGAAGUAUUUGCAAGCUACAAGAUUGGAACUGGCAACGAUCUUACUGAGGAGAUCUUGGCUGCUGGUCCAAUUUUCUAAUGGGAAUGAUCUGUGAUAUUUGAUGGAAUGGAAGGAGGAUUCAAAGAGAGAAAAUAAGUUUAAUAUGUAAUUAUUGGAUUAUUCUUAUGCCUCAUUUUUAUGGGUGUUUAUAUAUAUAUAUAUAUAACUAGUAGCCUCUAUUUCUUUAUAGAAAGAGGCAAUCUUUCUCUCAA
Molecule: messenger RNA, 2434 nt
Organism: Camellia sinensis
Lineage: Eukaryota; Viridiplantae; Streptophyta; Magnoliopsida; Ericales; Theaceae
Product: phosphoenolpyruvate carboxykinase (ATP) 1
Biological process (GO): gluconeogenesis
Cellular component (GO): cytosol
Molecular function (GO): phosphoenolpyruvate carboxykinase (ATP) activity; ATP binding
Source: RefSeq, a predicted model, not a curated record